AUGGCGGCUUCCAAUCUGUCCCUCACUGCCCUCGCUCAAGUUCUCACCUGCGAGGAAGCGCUUCGUCUGGCGAAGGAGCACGCUGCACCGAGCUUGCUACAUCUUUGCCUCCCCAACUUGAGUUUAUCCGCGGAGGAGUCGCCCUGGCUCGGAGCCGGCUCACCGUCGGUAUCCCGAGUGCCCUCGGCGCAAAGCGAGCUCUCCUUCGAGGGGAGUGAAAGCUUCCUUCUCGAGGGCGGUUUCGGAGGCCAAGAGCGAGGAACUUUCAGGAGCGAAGGCAGCGGAGGCGUGGAGGGCGGCUUCGAGAGCUUCGAGAGGCGCGGCCAUGUCUGGGAGCUCCGGCGCUCGGAGCGCCUCCAGCGACUCCGGCGCCUCAAGGAGCUCCAGGAGCUCUCGAAGUGCACCUUCCAGCCCAACACGCCACAAAACCACACCACAGAACACACCACAGAACACACCACACAACACGCCACACGACACGCCACACGACACGCCACAAGCACAAGACACGCAGGCGAAGACGCCAGGAGCCCCAAGCCGCGCAAGCACUUCUCGGCUUCUCAGAGCGACGCCCUUGCUGCCCGCCUUUGCCAGCCGCUCCCCUCGGAGCACAUGCGGGCAUUCCACAUUCGAAGGCUCAAUGAUUCGGUCGAGGCGCAGAAGAUGUCGCAGUGCACCUUCCAGCCGGACAUAUCUGGAACUUCCCUGCAGCUGAGCUUGUCGCGCCUGCGCGAAGACUGGUCCAGCACACACUUGGAGUCAGAAGGGCCCAAACGGCCAGGGCGGCCAGGGCGGGCAAGGGCAAGGCGGAGGACAGGAUCACUGGGAUCACUGGGAUCACUGGGAUCCCCUCACUCGCUGAGGCCACGCACGAAUCCCGUGCCGCUCUCCAUGGCCCGAGCUCAAAGCUACCUGGGACAGAACGUCUUCCACCGUCUGCACUCGGAGAGAGGCCCGCACAAAGACCACAAAGACCACAACGACCACAAUGAGCACAACGAGCACAACGAGCACAAGCGAUCGAAGAGCGUCGAGGAUAGCACGAGCAUUGCCGACGUGAGUACCGGCGGCGCAUUUCUACGCUUCUUGGAACGCCAGAACCGCUGCGAGAAUGUGCGGCGGCAGAGGUUGGAGCGGUUAGAUGACGAGCACAACCAGCACAAGAAUCCUGAGAUGUGCGCACCAAAGAUGUGCAAGAGGUCGCGGCAGCUUUGCACUGCCAAGAAUCAGAGGCGCAGCGAUUCCGAGAGAAGAAGGGAGUGCGAAUGCCGCGCAAGGUCUCCACAAUCGGCUCCACUUUCUCCUUCCUUCAGACCUCAGAUCCAUCCAGCUUCUGCGAGGCGUCGUUCUCGCGGAAGCCAUGAGCUCAGUGCCGGUGACUGGCAGCGACGGGAGCUGCACGUGGAAGAGCUGCGGGAAGCUCUUCGCGAGAUGGAGAACCAAGAAAGCUUCAGGCCCAAACUCAACGUCUCCAACAUCUCAGGCAGGCUUUGCCUCUGGGAGCCGGAGACCUACACGGCCCGUUUGGCCGCGGACCGUGAAAGAAGCUUGGCUCUGCGAGAACAGGAGCUGCAACGGCAAAUGGACGAGGCGCUGGCGGAGUGCACGUUUCACCCGGCGGUGAAUCCAGGCUGUCCUCGGUACAUCACCCGAAUGGCCGAGAGCCACCGGGCUCUGAAAGAGCUCCGCCGUGCGAAUGCUAACGGUGCCGACGGUGCCAACGGUGCUGGCCCGGGCUCUGACCGAACGGAACGACCCGACUGGCGCUGA
Symbiodinium natans is the source of this 1770-nucleotide messenger RNA. The record is from the annotation of a GenBank genome assembly. Lineage: Eukaryota; Dinophyceae; Suessiales; Symbiodiniaceae.